UUUCUUUCGAGAAGAAGCGGGGCAACAGCCAGGCGCCGAAAUUGUUUUUUGCGAAAUUAUUGGCCGCACUGAAGCAAAAAGAAAAUCAGAAGCAAGGAACGUCUAACGGUAGGCAGAAAACUAGUACAUCGUCUACUACUAGUGCUCCUGCAGCAGGAGGAGAGCCCGUGCCCGACCCGCCGCCGAGCCCUUCUAAGUCCAAGAAGAAAAAGAAGCACCCGUUUGAAACAGACAACGAGCCGACGCAGCAGAUGGCGUUUGCCGUAUGGAUUGCAAAUAUGUUACUAAGUGGAAGUUUCUAGGAAUUGGGAAAAUUCGAAAAAAUUCCCACCCCUUCGAAUUUUCUUCCGGCUGCAGCAGCUCUCCCUCGCGGUGUUCGGCUUGCGUGGCGCGCCUACGUUUGUUUGCUGUCUUUGAAAAUGGAAACAACAAAGGCCUGCUUCAGACCUCAGACAUAUCGCCACGCAGUGAAAUCAUCACUGCAGGCAGGUACUUUUUCAGGCCCCACUAACCUCGAGCGCAUGCAUGUUAUCAGCGGAGGCUCCGCACACACACAAAAGCGCUCUGCAUUUGAAUAAGCAGCAGCGUCCUCUGCGGGGGCAUCACAGUCAAAGCACUGCUUUAAGGCCACAGGUCGUCGAGGUAUCUGGGCUCACUCUACCGACCACCAGCCCGCCGAAAAUCUGCGGGCUGAGGUUGCCAAACUGGUGCUGCAACUCUGGGAGGGGCCAAUGGGGUCGGGCGCGUGGCCUACCCGGCGCGAGGAGGCGCGGAAACAUUUGGCCGGGAAGGCGAACGACUACCUCGGCGCCUUUAAGUACCCCGACAAGCUGGGGGCGGGGUGCCCCAAUAAAGACCUCGCCCUAGGGUUUCGCUCCGAUACUAUUUUUGCUGUGUUCUUUCUAUGAUUCAAAUAGAGAAUGGCGGUUUCCGGUGGUGAUUCAAUUUCUUGGGAAAAUGCCGAAGAGGGGGGGUCGCGGGGGGGUCGGAUUGGGCCUCGGGAGGGUACCCAAGAAAGGGGGCCAAAACCGGCACCAUAGCAUGGCGAUUCAAUUUCUUGGGAAAAGGGCGAAGAGAGGGGUCGGAAGCCCAGGGGGGGCGCCGGGGAGGCCACGACUUUCCCAAGAAAUUGAAUCGCCACGCUAUGGUGCCGGUUUUGAACCUGUUCUGAGGCGAUUUCGGGGCUUGGCAUGUUUUUACAUUUCCCCGAGCCCCCUUUUUUGGCUUGCAUUUUUGCCCGCAUGGCGCGCACGAGGCGAGGCGAAAAGCGCCACCAUACCAUCGCGAUUCAAUUUCUUAGGAAAAUUGCGAAGUGGCGCAAUUCAGCAUCUUGGGGUCACUCACCUGCCCCAGCAGUCUGCUCCGUGUCCAGGUGCCCUAUCUGUGUGGGGGUUGUGCGGCGAGCUGUUGGGCGGUACAAUAAGCCCAAAUACCGCAAAGGCCAGCAACUUCAGAGUGCGUCUUUGACUUCGAUGCGCCCGUAGGAGUCGCUGCGCUUUUAUGAAUUGGGAACGAUUUGUGUGUGUGUGUGCGGAGCCUCCGGCGAUGGCAGGUUCGCGAUCGAGGUAAGUGCGGCCCGGGAAGUACCGUCUUGCUUUGAUGAUUUUGGGGGUUGGUGACGUGUGCGAAAGUCUGUGACAGUCUUCUCCUCUUUCCAUUUCGAAACACACCAAACAAAUGCUGGCGCGCCACGCCAGCUAAACACCGCUACGAGGAGCAGCCGCAGCCGGGGGAGGGUUCGCAGGGAGGCCAAUUUUUUCAAAUUUUCCCAAUUCCUAGAAACUUCCACUUAGUAUAUGUCUGGGGCUGGAAGAAUACAAACUUGUGAUGCGCAUUUCAGAACACAGAAAAAUCUCUCAUGCAUAGGCAGCAAAAGCUGCCCACUUUGUGUUAUCAAAAUGGGGCAUUUGUCAUGCGGAUCCGGCAUUGCGGAAGCUUCUAGAGACCUGUGAUGCUAGAGCUUCCAUGCCAGACCUUCUGUGUCAUGCAAAAACAGCAUGACUCUUCCAGACCCAGACAUAUGUGCGAUCCAUGUGCCGUUAUUGCGUACAAAAACUGCUCGAACCUGUUGCAGUUGAUCAAGGAGCUGCACUGCGAGGGUGUGGAAUCGAAUAGGAAAAAUAUCCCAAAUGAAAACUACUUGCCCACCCCAGACUUGUCAUGCGGAUUUGCAAUGGCAGAGACGCUUGUUGUAAUGCGCAUCCCCAUGAGAGGCAUUUAUUUUUCGUCGUGAUGUUUAUGUUUUGGCAUUUGUAAUGCUGUAAACAGCAUGAGGAAGUCGAUUUGUGAUGCGGCUUUAUACCUCGCUCACCCGCACUACAAGACAAAGAAAAACUUGUCAUGCGUGACUCCGAGACGAGCUUCUGGAUUUGUGUUGCAGAGUUCAUCCCAGCUUGAAUAUUAUGGGGUGGAGAAAGCGUUUUUUCUCAGGAUAAAAAAAGCGGUGCUCGAGCACGGGAUCCGCAUGUUUCUGGUGCAGAUUGAAAAGGAGAAAUUCACGGGGCAGAUGAAUCUGCAAAUGAAGUCCAAAGUGCAGUCCAAGGGAAAGGCAGACGAUCUGGAGAGGCUAUGAUCCACAGCAAAUUUAUUUUAGUUAUGUCUGUACGUGUACGCGUAAGUAUAAAAUGAAAAAUCUUCCUCCACAAGCUGCCUACGCCGUGACUGCAUGACAAAAUAAUUUCUGCUCAAAGUCACUCAGGUAAAGCGAGUCUCUCAUCACUUGUUCAGGAGGUCGAAUUCGAAAAAAAAAAAUGACAUGCAAUAUUUUUACAAGACAAUGGCGUGCACGGCAAUCGCAAAAAUAAAUUUGUAGUACUGCAUAGAAGCUAGAAGAGUCAUAUGACGAGACGUUCGAUAAGCAGGGCUUCAUCGGAGGUGCAAGCAAUGCGAGCGGAAAAUCCGUGAAGCAACUAUUGGAACAGGAACUGCAGCAGUUGAUCGGCAAGCGAAAGCAGCAGCUAAAACAGCAGUUCAAGCACGAUUUGGCGAAGAAAAUUGAGGACCUGACCAAUACGUUGGAGGACCAGGCGACGGCGGAGGAGUAUGAAAGUGCACAACACCCCCUCCCCCUCGUUUGUCAUGCAAAACCCCAAAGGCAGCUGCUGCCCUGUCGCACUCUCUGCAUGCGAGAUUCAUCCGGAAGCUGCGGCCCAAACAGCACUUGACUAGGCGCAUGAAUGUGUCAUGCACGACAGGCUCCACGUGUGCUGGUGUUUGUCUUGCUGCUCCUGCCCUUCAAAUGAGAGGGAGGGGGAGUUGUGCACUUUCACAGGGGGUUGCGGAGGUGCAUGAAAUUUUUGAAGCAGACGGAAAGCAAAGCCAAAAGGGUGAAGAAAAUGGAGCUGGUCAAGCGAGUCUUAUUUGGGAAGAUGAACAACUAUGGCACACCGGCUGCUGCAAACACAACUACAUCGUCUGGUAGUAGAACAUUACCUGGUAAAAUAAAUGCAGACCGACCAGGAGCUCCUGCAGCCCAUCAAAAUCAACCGCAAUCCGCGAGUACUACAACUAGUGGCUUCGUAAUCCUCCAUAUCCACAGGAAAUUUCCCGUACACGUACCAAUGCGGUUUCUGCAUGACAAAACUUUCGUUUAUUCCUAUUCAGCAUGACAAGUGGCAUGCUGCAAAUUGAUGAAAUUUGUGAUGCAUUUUGUACAUGUACAGGAAAUUUGUAUUGCAUACUCCACCAGCUGUACGUUGCGCGGGAAUUGGCUUUCCUCACCUCUAUCGGUUCGCCGUUUUGGUUUAGGUAUGCGGAGGUUUUGGAAAAACAUCUUAUCCCCAUCGUCGAAAGGAUCGACGCGCGGUUCAAAAGUAUGGCGUUCUCAUAGACGUCAUUUUCUCAACUGUUACAUGGAUUUGUCAUGCAAAUAUAGCCAUGAAUAUCUGAUCUCGCUUACGAUCUUUAAGCUGCUUCGCAUGACAAGUUCGCGACUCGCUAGAUAGCAUGAGAAUUAUUAUCUUCUACGCCAAACCUGUAGUGCAAAAGGCGCAGUCUUCCCCUUUUCAAUUUUGCCACUCUUGCAUUACACAUGCACGUAACAGUUGACGAGAAUGUAACACUUGAGAACUCCAUAAAAAGAUUGGAAAAGGAACUGAACGCAAUCGAGGAGGCGAAGGGCGAGCUCUCGUAUGAAAUGUAAAAAUGUCUGGGUCUGGAAGAUUCCAGGAUUUGCCAUGCAUGUUUUGCAUGACCCAGGAUGUCUGUAAUGCACGACCGCGCGUCACAGAUUUUGAGAGGGCUUCCUGAUGCCAACUCCGCAUGACAAACGCCCUCCCCGCGUAGCACAAACUAGACUCCUCUUGCUGGUCAUGCAAUACAGAUUUUUCUAGAGUCCAAAGUUAGCGUCACAAGUUCCAAUCUUCCAGACCCAGACACUUUUGCAUUUGAUAUCUCGGCCGGUGCUGCUACUGGCGGCGGCUCAGCUGCUGGGAGAGCGAAAGGCAAGGGGGCGCAGUUGAUGCGGGAACUUUCCUAUCCAGUGCAAGCAUGUCUGGGUCUCUGGUGGAAGAAUCGCUGAGUUUAUCUAUCAUGCUAGUCUUGCAUGAUGACUCUGAAGUCUGUAUUGCAUGGGCACAGUAGACUAGACAGAGCUCCUCUCGGUUGUUAUGCAAAAACGCGGCUUCUCCUGCGGAACACCAAAGCGCAACACAGAACCGCGAAAAAACUUGUCAUGGUGGGAGACGCAUUACAGUUACAGUUUGAGUUUGCGCAAUAUUAGCCACUAGUAACCUGCAUCAGAACUUUCCAGACCCAGACGUGUUUGCUGUUGACAUAGCCUUGGAAGAGGAGGACGACGAGAACGAAGUCGACAGCAACGGGAACUACAGACCUCGUACUAGUACCUCUGGAGCCGAGCCCGCGGGACUGCCGGGGAAGAUGAAGCGAAAGUCUUUGUCUCUGAUCAAGGAAUAUCAAAUGCAAGUGUGUCUGGGUCUGGAGACUUGUGAUGCUGGCCGGCGAAUCAUGAAGACGCCACACAUGACGGCUCAGCAUGACAAGUUUCUGAGUUCUUGCAAGGUGUUGUCUAUUCAGCAUGACAAAGUGCGUUUUUGCAUGGCAGAACAUUGGGGCUUUUGGGUACUAACGCGCAUGAUAGAUUUGGGAGUCAUGCUAGCGGAGCAACACAAACUUGCACUCUUCCAGAGGACCCAGACAUAUUGGCAAUGCAUAAGGAAGAGGGCGAGGAAGUGGACUUCGAUAUUGAAGAGCCG
Messenger RNA from Amoebophrya sp. A120, 5213 nucleotides. The record is from the annotation of a GenBank genome assembly. Lineage: Eukaryota; Dinophyceae; Syndiniales; Amoebophryaceae.